This is a messenger RNA of Gongylonema pulchrum, 2328 nucleotides long. The record is from the annotation of a GenBank genome assembly. Lineage: Eukaryota; Metazoa; Nematoda; Chromadorea; Rhabditida; Gongylonematidae.
AUGGGGCAAUGGGUAACGUAUGCGACUGCAACAGUAAUAUUGUGGUGCACUGGCGUGCAAUGCUUACAGCGCUGUCCGGAGGAAUGUCACUGCCUGGAUACGCACGUGGACUGCAGCCGACGCGGUCUCACUGAUAUCCCAUCCGUGCUACCUUCUUGGGCAACUACGCUGGAGCUGCAGGGGAACUACAUCGAAAAAAUAUCGCCCACGGCAUUCAAUGGACUUAGCAGUCUUCUUUCUCUUGAUCUCAGCGAGAAUCAGUUUGUUGGCUUGUCACGUCUUGUUUUCUUGCAUACGCCGCGCCUGGAAACACUCUUAUUACGAAGAAAUCGGCUGACAUCCGUGCCACUGGGAAUUGAAUCAGUCGGAGAUCUGCAUAAGCUUGAUCUCAAAGCGAACAAUAUUUCGCAAAUUACGAAUAUCGACGUAUCUCGCCUUGCUAGAAUUGACGUGGUGGAUUUAAGCCGGAAUGUUAUACGUGAUUUUCCACGCUCGCACCUGCUGAAGGCUGCAAAUUCGAAAAUCACGAAAUUGGAUCUCAGCAAUAAUCUUUUGUCGACGGUACGCUCGGAUACGUUUAUUGGUCUGCAGUCACUUCGUACUUUGCGGUUGUCCCGGAAUAAAAUUGAGACUCUCGAGAAGGGCGCAUUUCGAGGACUCUUCGCGCUUCGAUUUCUAGAUCUCAGUCGCAACCGUCUCUCCACUUUGCACGCCCUAACGUUCAGCCCAUUAACGAUGCUGCAGAAUCUGUCACUAGCUCGAAAUUUGAUUGGAACACUUGAAGAUGGUGCAUUUUGGGGCUUGGAGCAGCUUCAACGCCUUAAUGUCGCUGAAAAUCAGUUGAAAGCAGUCACUGGCGGAUGGUUAUAUGGAAUGCACUCUCUCACAGCUCUCGAUCUCAGCGCAAACAGUGUUGCAUGGAUAGAUUCCUCGGCGUGGUCGCUUUCCUCAGCACUAACUUGGCUGGACUUAUCAUCGAAUCGUCUUCGUACACUCCCAUCUUUGCUGUUCAAGAAGCUUUCGCGCCUGGAGUAUCUUUCGCUGGCUGAUAAUCAGAUUGAUACUAUUCAUCGGAAUUCAAUGCAGGGCUUGGACAACCUGAAUUAUCUGGAUCUUUCUGGAAAUGGUUUGGCGAUGUGUGUGGAAGACGAGUCCGCUCUCGUUAAUACCUCACUGCCAAAAUUGCAAACUCUCAGGUUUGCGUCAAAUCGUGUGCGUACAAUUCCAGCGCGUGCAUUUGAAAAUUUCCCGUCUUUGCAAAUUUUGGAUCUCACGGACAAUCCGAUUGCCAGUGUACAGAAUGGUGCAUUCGAAUCGCUUCAUCUAAGAAGAUUGUUUAUCAACACGUCGUCGCUUGUUUGUGACUGUGAGUUGAAGUGGUACUCUCGUUGGCUGUUUUCUUCGCAUCUGGAUCGCAGGACAGUGGCCAUGCUGUGUUCCCAUCCGGCGCCUUUACGUGGCAUCGAUGUCGCUGUGAUUGAUAGUGCAAAUUUGACUUGUGUUGAUGACUCGCCGCGUCCUCGAUUGCUCAGCCAUCCGGACGCACUGGUGAAAGUGUUGCUGGGAAAUGUCGUGGGACUGAAUUGCACGGGUUAUGGUGCUGCACCGUUGGACAUCAAAUGGAAGGUUAUCCGGGAUGGGCGAUUCCGUCUUUUGACGCAUGACGCAACAACAAGCUUAAACUUUAGUCGCUCUCCAAUCACAAACAGUUCGGUGACAGGACUUGCGAUGGAACAUUUGUUCAGUGAGUUGCAGCUGAGGGAUAUCGAUUUUAGUGAUCAAGCGGAAUAUCAGUGUAUCGUACGCAAUCAUUAUGGUUCAGCAUAUUCGUUAAGGACUAAGUUAGUAGUGCUACAGAAGCCACGCAUUGAUUCUUCACCGUCAAAUAUUUCAAUUGUUCGUGGAGGCAGCGCGAGGUUACGAUGCGCCGCACAAGGCGUUCCGGCACCAAUCAUCAAAUGGAUGAAAGAUGGCGGCGAUUCAUUUCCAGCGGCGAUUGAACGACGUCUACAGGUGAAAGCGAACGAUGAUAAUUUGUAUGUGGUAAAUGUGUCACUAGCAGAUACUGGUAUUUAUACGUGCCGUGUUAGUAAUGAAGCUGGACACGUUGAGAGUUCGGCACAUAUUCUUGUCUAUGACAACAAAUUCUGGCCGCAGCUUGAGGAUCGCAAGGUGCACUCUGGAGCAACCGUUAUUUUUAACUGUUCAGUUAAUGAACAGUUUCAUGUAUCAGUGCAGUGGCUGCGAGAUGGCCGUCUUAUUGAUCCAGAUACUGCUCCCUCACGUUUUGCUUUCAAAGCAGGCAAUCAGUUGCUUGUAUUAAGUGAG